Aureobasidium subglaciale EXF-2481 is the source of this 1059-nucleotide messenger RNA. RefSeq lists its product as uncharacterized. The transcript has 2 exons. Lineage: Eukaryota; Fungi; Ascomycota; Dothideomycetes; Dothideales; Saccotheciaceae. The record is from RefSeq and is a predicted model, not a curated record. Gene Ontology annotation, biological process: proteolysis. Gene Ontology annotation, molecular function: aspartic-type endopeptidase activity. Bases 1 to 1059 code for a protein of 352 amino acids.
AUGAGAUACUUGAAGAUUAUUAUUUUGUGCUCCUCUCUACUGGUCUUGGGUGCACAAGCAGCAGGCCCGCUUGCGUUCGCUGUAGGACGGCUUCCGAAACCUGAAGAACCCUCUCUUCAGCGGCGCGGUAUCCUACAACCAGCUUUGUUAAAUGGUCUAAAGGGCCGAGAUGGCGGUCUCUACUAUUUCAAUGUCUCAGUCGGUACCCCCGGUCAGCUACAGACUGUGAGUCUCGACACCGGAAGCAGCGACACGAUCUUCAUCGCUGCAAACUUUACCGUCUAUGAUAUGUAUACGGGUGCCAACUCCACUUGUGAGCCAGAGCCCGGCUGCCCGGGCGGCACGUUCAAUGAAACUCUGUCGUCCACAUACAAAGAGGUCGUCGGUGGACUGGAGGAAGGACAACUCGACAUCAACUUUGCUGAUGGCACCUGGAGAGCUGGCCCUUACUCUACAGACGUGAUUCAAAUCGGCGACCUCUCAAUAACAGGUGCUCAAUUCAGUCUCGCCUAUGAAGGCCAAACACCCACGAACCAUGGCAGUAUAGGUCUCCUAGGCCUCGGCUACGCAAGCAAUGAAGGUGUGAUCGAAUCAAACGGCACUUUAUACCCAAAUUUCCUCGAAACUCUCGUACACGCCCGUGCCAUCCCGUCCCGUCUCUACUCCAUCUACCUAAACCAAAUCGAUCAAAUCGGCUCCUUGAUUUUCGGCGGCAUCGAUACUGCUAAGAUUUCUGGCCCACUUACAACUCUGAGCUUGCUUGCUGAGAAAGGCAAAGUGACGGGGCAUUUCGGGUUGAAUCUUGAUGAAAUCACUGCUUCGACUCCUGAUGGCAAAACCCACAGUUUCAUCCGCAGUGUAACCAACAAACCACAACCAGUCCUUCUAGACAUUGGCGCCCCUAAAUGGAAGAUCCCGGAAGUCGCAUACCAACAAAUCUUCGCCAUGAUAGGAGAUGAAGAAACCGGAUCUCGUCCUUGUUCAGAAGUCACCCGUGGCCACCCAAACACUACUCACUUCAACCUCCACUUUAGCGGCUCUGGCUCCAACACCUUUUGA